Molecule: messenger RNA, 225 nt
Organism: Opisthorchis viverrini
Lineage: Eukaryota; Metazoa; Platyhelminthes; Trematoda; Opisthorchiida; Opisthorchiidae
Exons: 1
Coding region: 1-225 (74 amino acids)
Source: RefSeq, a predicted model, not a curated record
AUGGCCCAGGGAGCCUUUACAAUUGCUCUCAAUUUAGCAGUCGUUGUCAUCGUCAUUAUGCACGAAUUACCUAUCUUCCGAGGUACUAUCAAUGCCUUCACAGCCAUUAAGCUAUUUAAUAUGCAAUACACGCCCAAAAUCCUCCUUCGGCACAAUCUUGUCGAUGAUGAUGAGCCAGGCGCUUACCACCAAACUACCAACGAACUCGUCAAAGAAUUUUACUGA